Musca domestica (house fly) is the source of this 3793-nucleotide messenger RNA. It is a transcript of the gene Impbeta11, whose product is annotated as importin-11. Gene Ontology annotation, biological process: protein import into nucleus. Gene Ontology annotation, cellular component: nuclear envelope; cytosol. The transcript is spliced from 3 exons. Gene Ontology annotation, molecular function: small GTPase binding. Bases 128 to 3223 code for a protein of 1031 amino acids. NCBI's taxonomy places the organism in Eukaryota, Metazoa, Arthropoda, Insecta, Diptera, Muscidae. The record is from RefSeq and is a predicted model, not a curated record.
UGUUCGCCGAGUAGCUCUGCAUUUUGUCAAGAAAUUUGACAUUCUCACGAUUUUACUUCAAUUUUUCAUUUUCAAUAGCUCAAUCAAUAUAACCGAUGUUGAAAAAAUCAUUUUGCCAUCCAUCAUAAUGGAGCAAACACCGCCUCUCUCACCAGAAGUUAUGGUAUGUCAGGCCUUGCGAGCCGCUACCGAUAGCAAUCAUGAGGUGGUACGCAAAGCUGAGGCCCAGCUGGUAGAAUGGGAAACACAGACAGGGUUCUUUCCAACGUUGACACGUUUGUGUCUGGCCGCAGUAGCCGAUCCGAAUAUUAUCCAACAGCUGGAUGUCAAUGUCCGUUGGAUGGCUGUGGUUUAUUUGAAGAAUGGAAUAAAUAAAUACUGGCGCAAGGGAAUGCGUCAGGAAUUGUCACCGGAGGAAAAACAGCAAAUUCGGGAUUUGCUAUUGAUACAUUUCUCGAACGAGCCCAUUCCCCAGGUUUCAUUGCAGAUAGCGGUGCUUAUGGCUCGUAUUGCACGCAUAGACUGUCCCCAUGACUGGCCACAAUUGAUGCCUGAGCUGUUGAAGCGUAUACAAGCAUUCUCCGCCUCGAACACUGCUGGCUGUGAAUCACUUAAAAGCGGAGAACAACAACGGGUACUCUUAACGCUGCAUCAUGUGAUUAAAGCGUUGGCAUCACGCCGCCUCUGGGCCGAGAAGAGAGUAUUCGAAGAACUGACCAGUAACAUCUAUGAAUUUAUCUAUCAAAUGUGGGACACCUAUUGCACACUGUUCUUCCAUCAGCUGAAAGAUGCCCAACCGAUGUUGGCCAAGCCCACAUUGGAAAUUGCCGUGUUGUGCACCCGCAUUCUGAGAAAGCUUACCAUUUAUGGUUAUAUGAAACCACAAAACUCACCAGUUUGCUUACAGUUCGCGGAGAAACUGUUUGAACGUUUGAAACAAUGCCUGAGUGUUCGUUACGAACUGCGCCAAUUGAAUGCCGAUGAAAAUUUGGUUAGCUUGCUGGAAAAGUUAAUUUUGAAACAGAUGAAAACUUUGUUGGAAUUCCAAGAGACACAUGCCGUGGCCUUUAAGAAUUUUGUGCCCAUGGCCCUGCAGUUCACCUUUGACCAUGUCUUCCAUGUUAGUGCUUAUCUAAUAUUCACCGAUAAUGUCAUCAACUUUCGCCAAUUUGCCAUACACUGUAUCAACUUGAUGAAAGGACUUAUGUCGCCAUUCUAUUGGCAAAAAAUCGAUAAAUUCUUGGACAACGACAAUAGCCAAGAUUUGGAAAUACGUUCAUCCUUGGAGACUUUCUUUACGGAGGAGCGCUUGAGUUAUAUUUGUGAGAAGAUUAUAACACAUUAUUUUAUAUUAACACAAAUCGAAUUGGAUUUAUGGCUGGAGGAUCCCGAAGAGUUUGCCCAGGAUGAUAGUGGUGGUGAUACAUGGAAAUAUGCUUUGAGACCUUGUGUUGAGACGCUAUUCUCGGUGUGUGUUACCAACUAUCAAGCUCAAAUGUCAGCAGAAGUUGUGAAGUAUGUACAGAAAGCCCAACAGAUUCAGUUGACGGCUGACUCCGAUCUUAAAGAUAUUCUGCUCAAAGAUGCCAUUUACAAUGCGGCGGGGCAGGCAUCACUACAUUUGUUCAAUGAACUAGAUUUCGAUGCAUGGUUUAGUGGCCAACUGUUGAAUGAAUUGAAAAUAGAAGCACUUAAUUUUCGUAUUUUGAGAAGACGUAUUAUUUGGUUGCUUGGCGAAUGGGCUGGUGUUAAUUUCUCACGCAAUCUACGACCACUGGCCUAUGAGGCGUGCUUACAUCUGCUACGACCCGCUGAAGAUAUGUCCAUACGUUUGGCAGCCUCCAGUACAUUAUCGAUUCUAAUUUCGGACUUUGAUUUUGCUCCCGAAGCCUUCCUACCCUAUUUGGAGCCAUCGUUUAAUGCUCUCUUCAUUCUGUUGCGUGAAGCCAAAGAAUGUGAUACCAAAAUGAAAGUGUUGGCUAUUAUGUCAUCUCUGGUCGAGAAAAUGAGUGACAACAUUGAACCCUAUGCCGAUAGUUUAAUAUCAUAUUUACCCCUGCUAUGGAAAGAGAGUGAAGACUACAGCAUGCUAAGGUGUGCCAUUAUUUGCACACUACAGCAAAUUGUUAAGGCGAUACGUGACAUACCGGAGAAAAUGCGUCCAUUUUUGUAUAGUUUGAUUGCUUUGAGUACCGAUCUGCAGGAACCCUCUCACAUUUAUCUCAUCGAAGAAGGCCUAUCCCUAUGGGUAGCUGUUGUCGAAAAUUCCACAAGCAUUUCGGCACCACUCAUCGAUCUAUGUCGAAAUAUAAUGCCAAUAAUUGAAAUGUCAUCGGAAAAUCUUCGAACUGUAUUGGUGUUAAUACAGGCCUAUAUAUUGCUCGAUGCCAAUGCCUAUUUGGAACGAUAUGGACGUUCAUUUGUUGACUUUUGUAAUCGUAUGUUUGACGACAUACGUCCCGAGGGUAUAAUACUUAUGGUAAAAGUAUUAGAAAUCUGCUUAAAAACGGACACAACAAAUGGCCUGGAACUGGUGAGACCAGUUCUGCCCUAUAUCUUUCGACAAGUGUAUAGCAAUAAAGACUUCCCCAUGCUUAUGGGCAUGUACCUGACAAUGGUAGCCCGUGUCUUGCUCAUAAGUCAACAAGUUUUCAUGGAAGUCAUACAGGAGUUGCAGCAACCAAAUGCCUUGGAAACCAUUCUAGAUGUGUGGAUCACGAAAAUGCCUUUGGUCACCGAGUUAGAGAAAAUCAAGCUAUUCUCCCUGGCCUUUUUAUCGAUAUUUUCCAAUAAUCCCAUACUGUUGGAACGUUUUCCCGCCAUUAUGCAGAAUAUUGGUGAUGCUCUGUUCGAGGUGAUGCGUGAAGAUGACGAUGGUCAGCAGUCACUGACCGAUGAUCCCAAUGCCCCACAAGAAAAUAAACCCAUUAAAUAUUGUGAUUCGUUGGUGUUUGCCGAUGAAUAUGAUUUGGAUACCAGUAGUUACUGUACUAUGGAUGAUUUUGAUUAUAAAACCUAUCACUAUGAUCGUUGUCGGCAGUUGUCUCUAAAGGAUCCCGUACAUAAGAUUGCUUUACCGCAAUACAUCGAAUGGCAGUUGGGAAAUUUACGCACCCAACUUGGAGAUGAAGGCUAUCAGCAGUUAAUGCGCACGGUUUAUCCAGCCGUUUUGGAAAGAUUUUCUCAAUUUGUUAAUUUACAAAUCAAUUUUCCCAUAAACUAGCAGCACUGAACUCUGGGGUGUUCAUUAUAUUUUACAACCGAGAAAACACCACCACGACACUCCCCACUAAAAAUUUUAAGGUCUUCGUCGUGUACAAGAAAGCUACAAACUAAGGGAAUCUAUACAGUUUCUAAUGGUAGCUAUGUUAAAGCGUUUGUCUGAGAUAGUCAUUGGCAAGUUGAUUCUAACACCAUCUGUUGGUUAAUGUAUAAGUUACUAUUCUAAUCAGUUUUUGAUACCAAUGUAAAUUAUUUUAUGUCAUUUUAAUUAUUAUUUUUUAAUGCUAUAAUUUUUUUUUUAAAUAAUAUUACUUACUAUAUUUGUAGAGUAUGUAUGUAUUUAACAAGAUUAUGUUUUGAUGAUGAUGAUUUUUAUAAAAAUAAAAAAAAACACAAACAAGGAAAAACCAUAAAACGAAAAUAAUGAAUGAAAACAAAAAUAACAAGAAAAAAAGGAGUUUUAAAAUGUUCUCCUUACACUGCACUUCUAAAAUCUAAAAUCGAAAUUAAUUCUUUUUUAAAAAAACAAAAUUGUUUUGUUAUAAUGGAUAAAUAAAACAAUAAAAACAAA